UCAGAAAGAACAAUGGACUGUUGGGGAGAUGUCUGCUAUUCUUUCCAAGGAAGAGGAGGACAUGAGAAAAGGUAGGGCAAGAAGUAUCUCCAUGGUGACGAACCCAAACAAUCCUCACAAGAGAAAGUUCACUUCCAACAACUCUAGUGACCAAAAGCAUCCUAAGAAGAAAGCCAACCAUCCUAAGGGAAAUGGGCAAGCUAGCUCAUCUUUAACUGGUCAUAAGAAUGAUUUUUUCAAAGGGAAGUGCAACUUUUGUCAAUGCUUUGGGCAUAAGAAAGCUGAUUGUCGAAAGCUCAAAGCUCACUUAGAGAAGAAAGGCAGUGACAAACCGAAGAAGACCGAGUAGGUUGGAGGAGCAUGUAUACAUGGGAGA
Messenger RNA from Humulus lupulus (European hop), 376 nucleotides. RefSeq lists its product as uncharacterized. The coding region runs from base 29 to 349 and encodes 106 amino acids. The transcript has 2 exons. The record is from RefSeq and is a predicted model, not a curated record. Lineage: Eukaryota; Viridiplantae; Streptophyta; Magnoliopsida; Rosales; Cannabaceae.